Messenger RNA from Pectinophora gossypiella (pink bollworm), 6920 nucleotides. RefSeq lists its product as uncharacterized. The coding region runs from base 282 to 4604 and encodes 1440 amino acids. Gene Ontology annotation, cellular component: plasma membrane. NCBI's taxonomy places the organism in Eukaryota, Metazoa, Arthropoda, Insecta, Lepidoptera, Gelechiidae. The transcript is spliced from 15 exons. Gene Ontology annotation, molecular function: metalloendopeptidase activity. The record is from RefSeq and is a predicted model, not a curated record. Gene Ontology annotation, biological process: Notch signaling pathway; membrane protein ectodomain proteolysis.
UCGAACGAAACGUCGUUGUCGUUGGCUGUGUUUUGCGCUCUGCCAAGAGGAAUGUUAUGACGUGCAGUAACUGUCUUUGUUUCAAUAACAUUCACGUAGUUUUACAAUCGCAUAUAAGUUGAAAUAAUGUGAUGUAUCGGGUCGGUUGUAGUGGCCCGGCGUGAUUGUGACAUGAAUUUUCCCAAAGCAUGAUCGUGCCAAUCGAAGUCGUUAGCAUAGUUAGGUGUCGUCGGUUAAGUUUUGUGAAUGUCGUGCCAAUAAUGAGAUAGUGGUGUGUUGUGAUGUGGUUGUGGGACAUGUGGGGGGUGUUGUGGUGCGUGGAGGCGCUGGCGCGGCUGGCGGCGGCGUCGCCCCUGGAGCCCGCACGGCCCGUGCCAGGGUUGCUGCCAGGGUCGUCGCUGACACCGUUCGUGCGGCACUGGCAGCCGGCUGCGUACGCGCCGCUGCACGCGCGCCGACGCCGCGACUCAGCGCGCCCCGCCCGCGCCCCGCCCCCCAACCCGCUGCGGCUCACCUUCACAGCACACAACAGGGAGUUCAAGCUGGUGCUGGUGCCGGAUCCUAGCUCGGUGUUCGCGGAUGGCGCGCAGUUCCACUCCUCCAGCGGGCCUCUGCACUACGACACCGCACACGUCUACUCCGGACACCUCGAAGAUGACGAGUUAUCUCAUGUGUACGGAGUCAUAACGGCGGACGGGCUCUUCGACGGAACAAUUUGGACUCCGACAGAGGAGUAUUACGUGGAGCCUUUGUCGCGGUACAACGUGGACCACCACCCAUCCAUGCACAGCGUGAUCUACCGGCGUUCCGACGUGGACCACCCCAACGAGAACGGUGAGACUCCGUGCGCGUCGCACCUCCUCCACGUCAAGAGGACCCUCGGACAGAACGGAGAACUAUUCAACUUCACUGACAACGGUGAUUUAGAAGAAAUCUCCAUACGCAAUUACACAGAGGAUCUUGGCAGCGAAAUAAACAGACGCAAGAAGCGAUGGCUCCCCGACGACCAGAUGCAGGACGACGAGCCAAAGAAGAAUCCAGAUUUACCUUUAGACUUAGACGUCCCAUACACGAGCAACAGCGAUCCGUUCGAGAAGUUUAGCACGAGGAAGCCGAAGACGAAGAUUGAUAAGAGCAACCUCAUAACUAAAGUGCGACUUGACUCCGAGGAAUCUAGACCGAAACCAAAGACGCAUGUUGAAGUGAUAAAGACUAAAGCAGGUGUAGUGACAGUUAGUAAAGACAUUGUAAAGAAGGAGCCUGUAGGGUAUACAGUGUUGACGGCAAACGGCACUGACGAUGGUAGACACGUGAACAAGAGGGCAACGGUGGACCCGAGGAAGACCACUUGCCUGGUGUACCUGCAGGCCGAUCAUAUGUUCUACCAGAGGUACGGGUCGGAGGAGGCGUGUAUUGAAGUCAUGACGCGACAUGUACAGAAAGUCAAUGCCAUAUACAAAGUCACUGACUUCAAUCAAGACGGGAAGCCAGACAACAUCACUUUUAUGAUCAAAAGAAUAAAGGUACACACGUUAGACGCUUUGAAGGACCCAGCGUACAGAUUCCCGAACAAUUAUGGUGUUGAGAAGUACUUGGAACUUUUCUCCGAGGAGGACUAUGACGCGUUCUGCCUCGCGUACAUGUUCACGUACCGGGACUUCGAGAUGGGAACGCUGGGGCUCGCCUGGACGGGGGACCUCAAGAACGCGGGUGGCGUCUGCGAGAAGAAUGGGCACUAUCGAGGCAGCAUGAAGUCCCUGAACACGGGCAUCGUGACCCUUCUGAACUACGGGAAGCACGUGCCGCCGGCAGUCUCGCAUGUCACUCUUGCGCACGAGAUCGGACAUAACUUCGGAUCACCGCACGACCCAGAAGUUUGCACCCCCUUCGGCGAGGAUGGCAACUACAUAAUGUUCGCGCGAGCCACAAGUGGGGAUAGAAAGAAUAACAACAAGUUUUCACCGUGCUCUCUGAGGGCCAUCGACCCCGUGCUCAACAACAAGGCUCGCUCGCCUAAAGGAUGCUUCACAGAGCCGCAACCAGCGAUCUGCGGUAACGGCGUCGUAGAAGAAGGCGAGGAGUGUGACUGCGGCUGGGCCUCGGAGUGCACGGAUGUGUGCUGCCGCCCGCAGGCGGCACGCCCGCACUACAAGCCGUGCACGCUCACUGAACACAGCGUCUGCAGUCCUAGCCAGGGUCCCUGCUGCACGGCGUCGUGUACCCUCAAGUUCGGCGACAAGUGUCGCUCCGACAACGGGUGUCGCGACGCGGCGCAUUGCGACGGCAAGCGCGCUGCCUGCCCCGCUAGUAGACACAAGCCUAAUAGGACCAGAUGUGAUAAGGAACUUGUUUGCUAUAUGGGGGAAUGCACCGGGUCCAUCUGUCUGGCUUACGGCCUGGAGUCGUGUCAGUGUGCACCCCGCAAGGACGACCCGCGUUCCGCUUGCGAGCUAUGCUGUAGGAAACCUGGCGGCCCGUGCCUAUCCUCAUUUCACUGGAACACGCCUCCCUUCGAUGUGCCAGACAUGUACGCCAAACCUGGCACACCUUGUAAUGAUUAUAACGGAUAUUGCGACGUGUUCCAACGCUGUCGCGAAGUGGACCCCUCCGGGCCUUUGGCGACGCUGCGCAAGCUGUUACUGUCAGAUGAAAGCAUCGCUGGCUUCAAGAGAUGGGUGGUGAAGCACUGGUACGCAGUGCUGUUAAUACUACUGGCUGUUAUUGCUUUGCUGGUGGCGAGUACCCGAUUUUUGGGUCGACACGGCAAAAAGCUCAAAUCUGUCACAAUUAUACAUUCCUCGACCACUGAAACCGUCCGAUUGCCUGACGCGGCUGCCGAUCAGGGGUUGAUAGUUCAUACUGCUGUCAGGUCAAAACUUCCGCUUAAAAAGAAAGUGGCUCUGCGUACACGCGCAUACCGUAACAAGAAGGAUCACAAAACUAAACAAGGAGACAAAGCGUCACCCUCUCAUGGUGCCAAUAAGAAGAGAAAGCCAAGCAAUUCCCCGAAGCCAGAAGAAGGUCACAAAGUCACAAAAGAAAGUACAGCGGUCGUCACAAACGCUGAGGGCAAAUCCCCGAAACACGUCAUCCUAUCCAAACACAAAGGCAAAGUCAAAAAGCGCAAAACUAAAGUCAAGAAGGAGACUAUCGACUACAGCUCCAUGCAGAAACAUCCUUCGUCGCCAACAAAAGAUACCGAAGCUUUAACUAAAGUCCAGAAAUGGCUCCUAAGUUCGCCACAACCAACAGUGAUACCUAAAUCCAAAUCUAUACCUUUAGGCCUCACAGAAAGAACUCAUAGACAAGUACAGAAAGGAACCAGAAAAACCAGACCGUCCAAAAGUGCAACUAACCUACUGUCUGGCGAGAAGACCAGACUUCAAGUUGUUUUCAAGCCACCCUUCAGAUUCAGUCUCAAAAUUUGCAAGAGUGACAAAACAAAAGUUGUUCUGGACAAGUCUUCGAAGCCUGACGUGGAUAGGAAGCGUUUAGAUGUCGCUCCUCAACAUACUUCCUCCGCAGAAGUCGCAAAACCAAUUCCUGCCAAUAAUAAAGCCCCUAAGCAUUCCAACUCCACCAGGAGUAUGGUAGAAAACUCAAACCUAAGUCCUCCAAAAGUGGAAAAGUCACAAAACCAAGAAGCCGGAGACCACGGGUAUGCCAAUUUAUUGCCUCGUAGUGCCAGUGAUUGUAAGUUAGGAAAGAAAAUGCCAGAAAUGAAAAUUAGAAGUGGACAUAAAAAGAGCAACUCGGUCGGACAGAAGAAGGAAACUAGUGAGAGUAGACAGAAUCUUAUAGUUCCAGAGGACCCGGAUAACAACGCACACGUGUAUGAAAAUAUUCUAAUGUCGCAGGAAGCUUUCGUUCCGAAGAGUUGCAGCAUGCCGCGACGACAAACAACCGUCGGCAUAUCUCGACAGAGCAGCUACGGCCAUCUACCUCGAGCUCAGAUCCGCCCCCACAGACAUAGUACAAACAACGUAAACAGGUCACGGAAUAACAGCACAUCUGAUUUGGAACACUUUUACAAUGUCAUAGAGACAUUGAGACGGGACAACCCAAACACUAACUCGUGUAAUACUAACACAAGCAGCUCGUCUGGUAGCAGCCGGCACGAGUCAGCUUUAUUGAAGGGCUCUUCUCGGGGGAACAGAACGUCGCGGCAGAAUAGUCUAGUCGAUAAACCUUUGCGUUCCAGCCCUACUGAGGCGACAAAUAAGUUAAAGCGGCAGCUCAGCGAGAUAGAACUUGGGAAAUCGCAGGCGGACAUGAAAGGGUUUCAACUCGUCGUGGGCAAGAACAAGUUGCAGCGGCAGUUGAGUGACAACGAGCUAUGCAGGUCUCGCGUGCAGCUGGCGAUGCCGAUGUCUGCGGGCGCGGAGCCGCGGCAGCAGUUCUGCUGGAACAAGCGCGCCAGCCUCGACUGCGAGGCGUCCCUCCCUGCCGGCCCCACGCCCGCUGCUAGGCUCUCCAGCCGCAACAAGAAGCGCACCACUUACACCUUCGGAGAACUCAAGAACACCGUCCCUAACGCGACAGACGCGCCCACAGACGACGUCCAUAUCUCCCCAGAGGAAUUUCUCAAAAUCAUCGACAAUUAGUACAUUCCACAUAUUAUGUGGUAGGUAGUUAUUUUGAAACUAUGAACUAAUCAAUGUGUAUAUUAGGAUAUUCGCAUUAAGCAUAAGCCGGCUGAUGUAAAUACUGUAAUUUGCUUUUUAUAUUUAGGACUAACGUUGCCACUGAAACAGACCAUCGCUCAGUUUUAGUUCAGUUAGUAAAGUGCAUAAAUACAUAAGUACAGUAGUCAAAGUUAGUAAAGUUAGUUUCUUCAUACUGUUCGCAAACGACUUAUGAAUAUUUCUAUUUACUAUAAAAAGUACAGCAAUUACGUAGUAAGUACAUAGAUAUGUGAUUUACUGAACACCUUGUUUGGACCGCUAGCAAUGGUCUAGUUUCACUGAUCGAUCUCUAUAAAUGAAUCUCUAUUUUUUCUACAUGCUAUGUAUUGUACAAAUUUACUCAUACCUAUUUAAAGUGUUCAUGUAAUAUUUUAAAAUAUUUUCUAGUUAUUUUUAUUUUCUUUACGUUUUCUAACGUGCUUCGUACAAUAAAAACGUAUUGUUAUUUUUUUAUAUAGCUGUCAAUUAUCGAGUCAAUCUGUUUUGUCGUAAUAGAUGUUUAACUCCACACCAAAAUGCUGAAAAUACAAAUUGUAAAUAAUUAAUUGUAAGGUUAACAUAGGAUUCCAACUUACGUCUCUUGUGAAGUCUUAUUGGGGGCUAGAUAUAGUGCCAACAAGUGGUGUAUAACUGCAUAUUUAUUGGUCAAAAUCUCCAACAAAUAUGUUUCCACUGUAUUAGAAAGAUAAAAUUGCCAAACCUUCUCUAUUGGUGUCAUGACUCAUGAUAUACUUAGAUAAGAUAUAAUUUCAAACUUACGAGAAAAGCAAAUAUAUUUUUACAACUGAUAAUAAAAAUGAAAUCACGUACAUGUUUUUUGGUUGUGAAUAAAUUCCGUAAUUACAAUCGCGAAGGAAUCCUAUGGAAACGAAACCAUUUCAAAUACAAUAAUAAAAGAAACGAACUUAAGCUGUCUUAUUGAUAAGGAUAUUUUUCUAUAAAACAUUGGACUUAACCAGAACUAACAAAAGUUAGGAUUAAUCUUAAAUUGUAAUUUUUAAGAAAAGUCAUGGCUGUUAUUCACUCCUUGAUUUCACAAAUUUAUUUCUGCAAUAUCUGGGAUGGAAUAUAUUUUACCAACGUAUUAGUACGACAAUAUUGUAGAGAAUAAAAUUAAAAGAUAGUUAAUAUGUAACAUUGUAAUAAUAAUGUCAUAAAAAAUACGCUGUUAGAAAUUGUUAGGUAUAAAUAUGUUCCCGCCUGUUUUUUUUUAUUUUUUUAUUAUUUGGGGUUUUUAAAGGUAAACUUGCAUUUUGAAAUAUAAAUUAAUGAGGAAUAUUUAAUUCUAUUUCUAUCUCAGAUAUUAAACAGACUGUGUUCCAGUAUUUUUGAGUCGUGCAAGAUGUCGCCAAGGCUUUAUGGCUGUGGCACAGUGUCUAUGAGCUUUGUCGUAGAAUGGUAAGGGUGUAAAACAUAAAAGCUAUUGUAUAAAAAAUGAUUUCUAAAACGAUACUAAAAGUAUUGGAAAUGUUACAAAUUUGUAUUUUCUUUUCUCGUUGAUACUGCAAGGAUAUUUUCUUUACUAUGUAGAUUUAAUUUUGGCAGUGUCCUUGUAAAAGCUAUAUAAUAAUUUGAAUAUAACUCUACUUUUCUUUCAACUUGUAGAUCUAUAAAUACUCUUCCUUCAAAUAUGAUUAAGUGUGUGUUAAUUGUGAAUUUAAAAAAAGAUAAUAAAUGUGAUUAGAAUCUAUGGAACUAUUUAAUGGUUUUAUAGCUCAUAAAAUUACGUAUGUUAGUAGAAUUUCCAAAUUGUAUGUCUGUUUUCUUAAUAAUACAAUUCUAUAGACUUUAUUUUACUCUGUUUCUUCGAAACUGGUGUUAAAUUAAAAUAGUCUAAACUUGUAUCUGACCAUGAUCUCGUAUUUGUUCCAAGUGCCUUAUGAACAAAUCACUGCAAUUCCAAUUACAUUCCAAACAAAUACAGCAGUUUUCAUUUUGUAUUUAAGUAUAUUAAUUUUUAAUAAUUAACAAAUUACUGCAGUCUGAUUACGUAAUAUUAUAACUUUCUUAGAUAUUAUACAAACUUUUAAUUCUUUAAUCACUCAUUUGGGAAGUCCAUACCUACGUAAAUAUUAUUUUUUGUACUUAACUUUAGUGUACGUAUCCUGUGAUUGUCUUUGUGUUUAAACUUGAGUAGGUAUUAUUCUCCAAAUCUCAUUUAACAAUAAAUACAAAUUUGUAAUAGAUUCAUUUUCUAACAUUUACUAUUUUUUUUCUGCAUUUUUUAAAGAAUUA